UUUGACGCCCUUGUUCUCAUCCUCAAGGCACCUUGACAUCCCGUCUUCACGUUCCACUGACGACGGAAUCAUCAUUCAUCCAGCUACCCAACUGGGCUUGAAAUACGUUGACUUCAGCCUCACUGCGUACGGAGUUAGCUAACCAUACCAACAGCCACCUCUACCACCUCACUCUUUUCACACGUUUUCAGCAUCCCAGGCUGGACUGACAGGUUGGCUUGGAAAGAACUUGAGAAGACGGCAGCAUGGCUCCACUUCUACGCCCCAGAUAUAGUUUGCCCAAGGAGAAGUUUUCGGCGUACUUUGGGCCCCUCAAGAGUCAGUCUUACAACGACACCACCUCCGGGCCUCGGGGUGGUGGUGGAAGCCAUCACAGCCUAAGCACAAUAGCUUGGAACCCCUUGGGAACUCUUAUUGCCACUGGUGCUGUUGACAAGACACUUCGUGUCUGGAAUCCCGAGAAGCCCAAUGUCAAAUUUUCAACCGAACUCAAAGGUCAUGCUUCUCCGAUUGAAAAAGUCGCCUUCAACCCUGUCAAGGAUGCUGAACUCUGCAGCGUCAGUAGCGAUGGCGCUGUCAAGAUCUGGGACGUAAGGACAAAGGCAUGUGUCAACGAGGUCAAGGUUUCUGGACACGCCACGUCCCUGGCCUGGGCACCCGAUGGAUCCUCCUUACUCGUUGGUAGCAAGAAUGGUGAUUUGUUCCACAUUCAGCCCUCCCAGUCUUCCAUCAUUUCAACCCACCAUCAACCGGUCGGCACAAACCAGAUGGCUUUCUGUUGGAGUGGUGACAAGGUGUUUCUGCCCACCAACGAAGGAAGGAUACGCAUUUUGUCCUACCCCGACUUUGAACCUGUCCUGCAUGUGAACUACGCCGUCCCCGAGGGCGAGUCGACUGAGUUCACCCUCAAAGGCCAUACAGCAUCUUGCCUAACGGCUGAGCUCUCUCCCACGGGCAAAUACUUGGCAACGGGAGGCGCCGAUUCCAUCAUCUCCUUGUUUGACACCAAAGACUGGAUCUGCCAGCGGACAGUAACCCGCAUGGUUGGGCCGGUCAAAAGCAUAAGCUUCACAUUUGAUGGUAGUUAUGUGGUUGGUGGCUGUGAAGAAGGUGGUAGCUUGGAAGUUACUCAUACCGAGACGGGCGAGCAUGUCCACACCUUCAAGACAGCUGGUACUUGUGAAGCAGUGGCAUGGGCACCUACCAGAUACUGCCUUGCUUACAGUGAUCUAGGCGUACUCCGCAUCAUCGGCGUGGACACGGAUAGAAAGUGAGCAGACUGUACAGAGAGUGAUGCUCUGGAAGUUUUUCACCGCUUAACAGUAGAAUGAGCGUGCUAUGGCACCAUGCAACAGCAAAAGGUCAAGGGUGGUCGUAUUGGCAGCAUACAGCUGAUGGGCUAUGCCAUACCCCGCGUAUGCAACGAGAAGGGUCAAUAGGUGUCCCUUAAUGGGUCCAGCCGGUCUCGGCUGAGUUAAUCCAAAGGAGGCUUUGUUGGGAGGCAUACCGCAACAGGCAGUUACAACGAGGUUCUUCCUACCAAGCGGGAGCUAUGAUAGAAAACCACCGGACCGCCAAACCUCAAUGAUGGAAGAGUCAAGGCAGUUCCGUCAGUGGGAACCAGGGAGAUAUGCAUAUGGGGUUAUGUUCACACCUAGCAAGGCAAGAGAGAACAAAGACAGAUGCCCAGACUACGCCGUGGUUACAGGCCCACUGGGCUUUGGUGAGUUUCGUGAUUCAGAUAGCUGAAGAAUCUUCGUUUCCCUGCUUU
Molecule: messenger RNA, 1771 nt
Organism: Neurospora tetrasperma FGSC 2508
Lineage: Eukaryota; Fungi; Ascomycota; Sordariomycetes; Sordariales; Sordariaceae
Exons: 5
Coding region: 246-1274 (342 amino acids)
Biological process (GO): mRNA export from nucleus
Cellular component (GO): THO complex part of transcription export complex
Molecular function (GO): protein binding
Source: RefSeq, a predicted model, not a curated record